Molecule: messenger RNA, 3636 nt
Organism: Drosophila kikkawai
Lineage: Eukaryota; Metazoa; Arthropoda; Insecta; Diptera; Drosophilidae
Gene: Noc1
Product: Nucleolar complex protein 1
Cellular component (GO): nucleus
Source: RefSeq, a predicted model, not a curated record
CCAGCACUAUUACACGUGCGACUUGUUUUCUUCCGAGUUUAUUCCAUUUAAUGCUUUUUAAUUCACAAAAUACUGAAUAAUAACAUGCCGGCAGCAGUAGCCACAGGUGUGCAAUUUGGCGGCCCGUCGAAGAACAAAAAAAUCGUGUUUGACGAUUCCGGCGAGGCAGUGACCAAGCCAUACAAAAGUGGGCAACCGAACAGACCCAAGAAUCAACAGUCCCAGAUCAAGGAACAGGUGAAGAAGCCCCAGAAAAUCAAGUUUGGCGAGGAUGGAGAAGCUGUAAGCCAGAAAUCCUUCAACAAAAAUCACCAGAAGCCAGAUCAUCAUAAAAAACCCCAAAGGGUUAAGUUUGGCCAGGAUGGAGCUGCAGGAUCCCACAAAUCCUUCAACAAAAAUCAACAGAAUGGCCAAAAGCCUCAGAAAAUAAAGUUCGGUGACGACGGCGAGGCUGUAGCCCAGAAAUCAUUUAACAAAAAUCAUCAAAAGCCGCAAAAAAUAAAGUUUGGCGAGAAUGGAGAAGGGGCAUCUCGGAAGAGCUUUAACAAAGGCCAAGAAGAGCCUGAUCAGUCCAAGAAGCCCCAGAAAAUUAAAUUUGGUGAUGAUGGACAGUCCACCGAAAGUGCCAAGAAGCCCCAACGCAUCAAGUUCGAUGAGGACGGGACUGGGAAUAACGUCUCCGCCAGCGAGGAGGACGAGGACAGUGACGAGGAAGUGGGACAAACCUUUGCCAAGAAGCAAACCAAAUACCAGUCCCAAGUGGAUGAGGACGAGGCGGCUCAAAAGAAGUGGUACCAUGUGCACCCCGAUUACCCUUCAACGGAUGAGGUGCUGGACAUGAAGGAGAAUGAGCAGCUGGAGCUGUAUAAUCUGUGCAAGAAUUCCUUCGAGGCCGAAAAGAAUACCUUUAAUAAGCGUAACCCCACCGAUGCCCGCUGGCUGCAGACCGCCCUGCACAAGGGUACGGCCAAGGAUCGGGCCAAUGCCGGCGCCUUGCUGGUCACAAGCAAUCCUCUGGGUAACCUAGAAGCCCUCACCACUCUCAUAGGCUUCUGCAAACUCUCUAACAAGGCCAGCAACGAUGUGAUUGCGGUGCUCACGGAUCUGUGGCAGGAGGUGCUGCUGCCGCCGAACAGAAAGCUCCUGGCCGUGCACACCCGCGGCGCUGACUGGAAGAAACUGAAAAAAGACGACAAGCUGCGCAAUGAACAGAAGCGACGGAUCUACGCCUAUUGGUACUUUGAGGCAGAGCUUAAGGAUCAGUACCAUGAGUUCCUUAAGAACGUUAUGCAGGGUUUGCAGACGGGCCAAGAGCACAACAAAAACUCGUCCAUUUUGUCCGCCUCAAAGCUGCUGGCCUAUGCCCCCGAAAAGGAGCAGCUGCUGCUGACCAUGCUGGUCAAUAAGCUGGGAGAUCCCAUUGCCAAGGUGGCCUCCAAGGCUUUGCAUCACCUCAGCGAGGUGGCCCAAAGGCAUCCCAAUAUGUGCGGCGUCAUAGUGUCCGAGGCGGAGAAGCUUCUUUUCCGUAACAACAUAUCGGAGCGUGCCCAGCACUUUGCCUUGUGCUUCCUCUCCAGCAUAGCACCCUCGGGCCGGCCCGAGGUCUGCACCAAGCUGGUCAACAUCUGCUUUGCCUUGUUCAAAGUGCUGGUCCAGAAGGGCGCCGUCAACAAUCGCACCAUGCAGGCCAUUCUGCGGUGCCUGCAAAAGGCCAUUGUUGAGGCACAGCCAGGCAAGGACAGCAAUGGUGAGCUGCUCAACAAAGAGAUGCAGGACACCAUCUACCGCCUGGUCCACUUGGCCGACAUACGUGUGAGUGUCCAAACGCUGGGACUGCUGCUCCAGCUGGUCACUGUCAAGACGGAGAAAUCGGAUCGCUUCUACAACGCUUUGUAUGUAAAGCUGCUGGAUCUGAACCUCAUCAAUGUGGGCAGCAAGACAGCCGCCCACCUGCUGCACAUUGUCCACCGAGCCAUACAUAUAGACAACCAUGUGGCGCGUGCCCAGGCCUUUGUGAAGCGUCUGCUCCAGUUGACGCUUUAUGCUCCACCGCAUAUAGCCGCCGGCUGCCUGAUUGUUCUCCACAAAUUGUUGCGCAUGCGCAAGGAGCUGGUAGGCGGCAGUGGAGCCUCCGAUGAGGUGGCUGCUGUUUCCAAAGCUAUCCUGCCCGAAGAUGAGGAUCUAGAUAAGUUUGGCAGCGACGAGGAGGAGACUUAUAAGGAUGUCAAGGAGGAAGGGGAGGAUAAGGAAGCUCCUGAGGCGACAGAGGAGAAGGAGGUUGCCAAGUCCUCCUGGCAUCAUGUUAGUGUCACUGCUGGCAGCUCAGCGGAGGCCAAGGUGCGGGAAAUUGAUUCCGGCAAAUACGAUCCUUAUCAUCGUGUGCCCGCCUUUGCCGGAGCUGGCUAUGCUUUACGCCAUGAGCUUUUGCUCCUGCGACAGCAUUAUCAUCCCACUGUGCAGGUAUUUGCCGAGCAGAUCCUAAAUCAAUCCCGCAUUGAUUACUAUGGCGACCCGCUGAGGGACUUUGGCUUGCCGCACUUCCUAGAGCGCUUCGCCUUCAAGAAUCCCAAGAAACUGGACGCUGGCCAGCAGACGGCAGAAAGUAGCACUGUUGCCCACAAGCGAUACAUGGCUUACGGAGCACGAGGCAAGUCUGUACGUUCCCUGACCAAGACCAACUGCACCGAGGACGAGAUGUUUAUAUUCAACUUCCUGGAGCACAAGCGUCGCCAGGCAGAGAUUGUGGCACAAAACAAGAAGCAAUUGGGGGUGAAGAAGGAGGAGCCAGCGGACCAGGAGGAUGGCGAGGCUGGUGAGGAAUAUCUGAAGGAGGGCGAGGUGGAUGACGACGAGUUCGAGGCCUAUUUGGAUGGUUACUUUGGCAAGAAGUUCAAGGAGGGCGGCGAGGCGGAGGAACAAGAAGACGAAGAGCUCAACUUCCUAGAAGAGCUGGGUGGUGAGAUUCAAAAGGAUAAAUCCAAGGACAAGAAAAAGAAGAAGCAGGCAGCGGACAAGUCGGAGGAGGAUAUGGAAGACAUAGACGAGGACUGGGGGGAUGAUGACUUAGGGGAGGAGGACGAAGAAGACGAGGAGGAUGGCGAAGAUCAGUCCGAUGAUGAAACGGGCUCCAUUGAUCUAGAGCCACUGGAUGAUGAAGAUGACGAUGAUGAUGCGGGUUCCAUUUCCGAUGGGGACUCCAGUGAAGCUCCCGAGAGUCCUGACGAUGAUGAUGAUGACGAUGAUGCGCCGCCCAGGUCCAAGAAAUCCCGCCAAGACUCGUCUGCUAUGUUCAAUGGCCGCAGCUUUGCCAAGACACUCAAGCAAAGUCACGACAUGUCUUCGCUGUUUGCCGCCGCCGAUGACUUCUCCUCAAUGCUGGAGGAAACCUCCAAGGUCAAGGGCCAGGGCACCAGCAAUGCCGUCUUCAACAAGGACAAAUCCUCCGACAAGCAAAUGAAAUGGGAGGAGAACCGGCGAUCGAAUGCGAAAACCUACAAGGGCAAGAAAUCCUCAAGCAAAAAGGCACCACAAAAGGCGGGCAAAAAGAGGAAACAUUAGAACAGUAAAGGAUUAUAUUGGACUAGAGUAUAUAAGCCUAAAAAUUGUAAAAAACAAGAUUAAAGAUGUAAUCAAGAA